GCGGGGCGGUCCCGUCAGCGGGGCGGUGAGGGAGGAGGAGGAGGAGGAAGAUGGCGGCGCUGCCCCUCGGGCUGCUGCUGCUGCUGCUGCUGGCCGCCGCCCGCCAGGCCCGGGCCGUGCCCGCCGCCUCCUCCGAGGCUUUCGACUCCGUGCUGGGCAACACGGCGUCCUGCCACCGCGCCUGCCAGCUCACCUACUCCCUGCACACCUACCCCAAGGAAGAGGAGCUGUAUGCAUGCCAGCGAGGCUGCAGACUGUUCUCCAUUUGCCAGUUUGUGGAUGAUGGCAUCGAUCUGAAUCGAACCAAACUGGAAUGUGAUUCAGCUUGUACUGAGGCAUACUCCCAAUCUGAUGAACAAUAUGCUUGCCAUCUUGGAUGCCAGAACCAAUUGCCAUUUGCUGAGUUAAGGCAAGAGCAAUUAAUGUCCCUGAUGCCAAGAAUUCAUCUCCUCUUUCCUCUGACACUGGUGAGAUCGUUCUGGAGUGACAUGAUGGAUUCAGCUCAGAGCUUCAUAACAUCCUCAUGGACUUUCUACCUUCAAGCAGAUGAUGGCAAAAUUGUCAUAUUCCAGUCAAAGCCAGAAGUACAGUAUGUUCCACAGCUCGAACAGGAAACUGGAGACACGAGAGGAUCCUUAUCACUGAGUAAAACAGCCGCAGACCUACGCCCAGGAAGUUCGCAGAUGUACCGAGGGCUUUUUGAAGAGCACGGAAGCGACAGCCUUUUCAAGUGUCUUUCCAUAAAUUCCAGUUGGAUUUUAACCACUACACUUGUCCUGUCAGUGUUGGUGCUGCUCUGGAUUUGUUGUGCAACAGUAGCUACAGCUGUGGAGCAGUACGUUCCGUCUGAGAAGCUGAGCAUCUACGGAGAUCUGGAAUACAUGAAUGAACAAAAACUGAGCAGAUAUCCAUCCUCUGCACUUGUUGUGGUUAGAUGCAAGACCGAGGAACACGAAGAAGCAGGACCUCUUCCUACAAAAGUUAAUCUGGCUCAAUCAGCAAUUUAAAUAAGCCUCCAUUGGAAUGAACAGACUAAUUCUAACAGUGCUAGAAACUCCUGAUUGUUUGUGGUGGUUCUUCAGAUAAGAAGCUUAGCAGCCAGUCUUUAAAUGCAAAUAAAGUUACAGAAUCAACAAAUGUCAUGGGAUUUUGUUUUCAGGUAGUAGUGAAGAUUUCAGACACCUUGACUUUGUUUCCAGACAUGAUCACGUUCCACUGGUGUUUGCUAUGUGUCUUUUUGCUUACCAAAGCUGUAAGCAUGCUUUCCAUACUUCUGCCACGACACUUUCAAACUUAUUUGUGUGUUCUAGGAUGUAAUGUGUACAUUCCGAGUUAGCUUUGUAAAGGUAUAAGAAAUUUUAAGUGGGCAGGAGAUGCCUUUUUAGUGUUGCACUUUCUGUUGUAGUUAAGAGAAAAUAUUAUAAAAAUAUCUGCUGAUUUUUUUGUACUUGUUAAUGUCCAUGCACAAACAACCCUUUCUGCAAAAAUAAAUAUUUUUUUUUUCUACAGUGUGGCAAUAUCCACGAUGGAAAGCAUUUGUGAGGUACUGUAGGCCAGAACUCCGUUUGUGAAAGAUGGAAACUGCUAAAACGUGUGGACAUACCCUUCCACACACACACCACAUGGUCAAUUAUUUUGUCAAACUUUAUCCUUUAUGUCUUAAAUUGCUUGUAAAGUUAGAGCCUGUGUUUUCUGAAGAAAAUCUGCUUUCCACUCUUGAUUAACUACUCUAGCCUUGUAACUUCAUUUACAGAAACAAGUUGAUUCCUGAGAAAUGAGAACAGACAAAUAAAAAUGACUGUAUAGAAAA
Molecule: messenger RNA, 1810 nt
Organism: Anas platyrhynchos (mallard)
Lineage: Eukaryota; Metazoa; Chordata; Aves; Anseriformes; Anatidae
Gene: TMEM59
Product: transmembrane protein 59
Biological process (GO): positive regulation of autophagy
Cellular component (GO): lysosome; late endosome
Source: RefSeq, a predicted model, not a curated record